AUGGCUGUUCCCUUGGCGCUGCAGCCAAUGCGGCCUUUGCUGCAGCGCAACAGCCUCCCCCUGGUACCAGGGCUCGCUCUCAGGGGGGCCCUUCUGCUGCUGCUGCUGCUGCAGCUGCUGCUCUGUGCUGCUGCAGACCACCCUAUCCCCCAGAAUCCAGCACGGCCAGUGCUGCUGAAUGCGCCGGGCGAACUUGCCUCGUUGUGGUCCUCUACAGAAAACUCCAAGGAAGGAGACAGCAGCUGCUUGUGGCGCAAUGUGCGCCUGGGCAUUGGAAAGGCUUUUGCUGUUGUGCCUUUUGGGGUCCCUUCCCCCGCUGCCUGCCGCCGCCUCUGCCGCGCUGCUGCUCCCCGCUGCAGCUUUUUCUUACACGUGACGAACAAGCUGCUGCCACAGGGCCUCCAGACAUCUUGCCAUUUGCUGCAGUCGCCGUCUCCAGCCCUGCCUAUCUCUGCUGAGCAGCGCCAGUGGCUGCUGCUCGUGGGGGGCCCAGUGGAGUGCAGUGCAGAGGCGCAGGGGCUCUCUCCCCCGCUGCUUACUGAUGGCACUUGUGCCAGCAGCAUCGAAUGCGACCUGGCGGGCCUUUUCGGCGUUGGAGGCGGCAGGUUCGAUCCAUUCUGCGGCAGCAACAGCAGCAAUAGCAGCAGCAGCAGCAGCGACGGCAGCGACGGAGAAAGGAACAGCAGUGAUCGCAGCAGCAGCAGAGAAGUGCUGCAGCAAGACACGCCAGCCAGUGAGGAAGACAGGCAAUUCUUCUGCUCUCGCCAGCUCAUGGGCCUUCCUUGCUGCACUCGCUGCGGGGACUCGGAAUUCAAUCCAUGUCCAGAGGACGCGUGUGGCAGCUCUGGUGUAGAUUUCCCUGGUGGUGAAGUGGUGGGAUUUGUAGCUGGGGGAGUACCUUCUGCUGCUGCUUGCCGGCGGCUGUGUCUUGCUGCUGCUGCUGCUGGCUGCACCCACUACUUUUAUUAUUCUUCUUAUCUAUUAUCGGAGGCAAUUCGAGGCAGCUGCAGCCUGAGGCGCUACCCCCAGCUCACGGAGGAGCAGCUGCAGGAGCAGCUGCAGCAAGUAGCCAGGGAGAGGCAGCAGCAGCGAGAGCUGAAGCUGCAAAAGAAAAGAAAAGAGAGGGAAAUGAGGCGACUGAAAAGAAAGCAGGAGAAGCAACGACAACUAGAGUUGCAGCAGCAGAAGCAGCAGCAAAAACAGCAGCAAAGCCAGCGGCAAAAUCAGCAGCAAGAGCAGAAGCAGAAGGCACAGCAGCAGCAGCGACAGGAGCGCAUGCAGGAAACGGAAACUCCAGCUCAGCAACAGGACGCCAAACGCCCUCAGCAGCAGCUCACAGAACAGCAGCAGCAAAGGCUGCCAACGCAACACGAGCCGGCGUCCUCUGAGGCCCAGGCUGCUGCAGCACAGACAGACCAAGAGGCAGCCCAGCAGCAGCCGCAGCAAAAACUGCUGCAGCAGCGGAGGCUGUCGGAGCUGUCAGACACAGAAGAAGAUAUUCCAGAAAUGACGGACAGUGAAGAAGACACAAAGGAGCAAUCAAAAGUUGCAGCAGCAGCAACAACAACAAAACGAAGCGCAGCUGCAUCAGCAAAAGCAGAAGCAGCUCCAGAAGUUACCCAACUCGAAGCAACAGAACAGGGAGAAGCAGCAGCAAAGGAUCCAACACUGAAGAAGAAGAAGACUACGAAGCUUGACGCAGGGCUGUCAAAUGAAGCGGACGGCGCAGCAGCAGACGCAGCAGCAGAUGCAGCAGCAACGGCACAGCAGCCGCAAAGGGAGUCCAGUGCCUCAGGUGGUACUGAAGAUGCGACAGCUGGAAAGGAAGCAAAAGAAAAAGAAGAAGACACAGAAGAAGAAGAGGACGAGGAAGAGGAAGAAGACCCACCUCUUCUGCUGCCUGGGGCUCCCCAUGCCUUUCCUAUUUUCCAGCAGCAGCACAACCAGCAGCAGCAGGAGCAGCAGCAGCAGGAGCAGCAGCAGCAGGAGCAGCAGCAGGAGCAGCAGCAGCACAACCAGCAGCAGCAGGAACAGCAGCAGGAGCAGCAACAGGGACAGCAGCAGCAGGCGCAGAUGCAGCACAGCCAGCAGCAGGAGCAGCAGGAGCACAGCCAGCAGCAGCAGCAGGAGGCAGUGGAGGGUGCGCAUCUGCAGGAGGCGGUGUUUGGCCCGGUGCUGUCUGAGUGGCACUUUGGUGCUGCUGCAUGCGCUGCAGCAGCGCGCCCCACAACAACAACAACCCCACCCCCCCCGCCACCCCCACCACCCCCCAACCACUGCGAAAAGCCCAAGACCGACUUCUACGGCCACGACCUCGCCCGCAAAGCCGCACUGACUUCGCGCCAGUGCCAAAGCCACUGCGCACACGCCGAGGCCUGCGAGGGCUACACCUUUUUGCCGCGCCAGCGGGUCUGCCUCUUGAAGUGGCUGCUGCUGCCCCGCGCCGUGCCCGAGUACGUCAGCGGACCCAGGUGCUGCCUCCCCCAAAGCCAGCAGCAGCAGCAGCAGCAGAAGCAGCAGCAGCUGGAUGGGGGGAGCGAGGGAUCGCUUCAGUCCUUUCGCAGGGCAGCUCAAGCUCCGGCCGAGCCCGGGCCAGCAGCCGCAGCAGCCAGCCGCGCAGACACAGCCAACAGCGAAAGCAGCAGCAGCAGCAGCAGCAGCUCUAACGAUUGCCCCCCUGAGCGCCCCCUGCUGUGCCUGUGGCCCGGCAAGGCCUUGCUGGAGCACGACUUGGGGCCCCCCAUAGAGGACUGCAGCAGCGCAGCAGCCUGUCAGUCUCACUGCGACAAAAACCUCCGCUGCAGCGUUUGGGUAUACAGGGGGGCCCCACACCACACGUGCCAGCUGAAGCUGCUGCCUGCUGCUGCUGCGGGGUCGCUCGCUGCUAUGGGGGCCUCUUCCCCCGCUGAGACGGCGCUUGCUGCUGUUGCCGCAGCAGCAGCCACUCCCAGCGCCGACUUUGCUGCAGCAGCAGCUGCAUUAGCAGCAGCAGACAAAGAAAGCCCCCAAGAAAGGCUCCUAAGGAGGCAGCGGACCCGCGGGGAAAUCGAAAAACGCGGGCAGCUCGUGCCUUUUGCCCAGGCCAUUACGGGGCUGCCAGAUUGCCCCUUAAGGGGAGAUGCAGCAGGAGAAUCUCGGGGCCGCAGGCGCACGCUGCUGCUGUUACAGCGCAGCAUGCAGCGGAAGCUGAAGAGACAGCAAAGGGCAGCAGAACGCGCCCGAGAGAAGCAAGAAAGUGCCCAAAUGCGCAGGCAACAGAGACUCACGGGCAAGCAACUGAGGCUCCGCAGACAGCAGCAGCAGCAGCAGCAGCAGUUUAAUGCGCCCCACCAGAAACCCCAAGGCGAUUAUGCAGAAGCAACGCUUGCACCGCCGCUGCAGCAGCAAGAAGACAGCCAGGAGCAGCGUCCCCAGUCAAGCCAAAGCUCACACCUAGAGGUUGAGCAGAAGCAGCAGCAGGAGCAGCAGCAGGGGCAGGAAGGCCUGCAGCAGCAUGAACAACAAGAUCAACGGCAGGAACAGCAACGAGAGCAGCAGUCACUGCAGCAUGAGCAGCUGCAACAGGAGCAGCCUCAAAAAGGGCAACAGCAGCAGCACAGGCAGCUCCCCAGCCUCUUCCAGUCCUUAGAAAAAGUGGGAGAGAUGCUUCCUUCUCUGGGGGCACUGCUGCAGCCGCUGCAGCCGUUGAACCCGCUGCAGCCGCUACAGCCGCUGCAGCCGUUGAAACCGUUGCAGCCAAUGCAGCCAAUGCUGCCAAUGCAGCCGCUGCAGCCUAUGCAACCACUGCAGCCGCUGCAGCCAAUGCAGCCAAUGCAACCACUGCAGCCGCUGCAGCCGCUGCAGCCACUUCAGCCACUGCAGCCACUGCAGCCGUUGAAAGCGCUGCAGCCGCUGCAGCCCCUGCAACCAUUGAAGCCGCUGCAGCUGCUGCAGCCACUGCAGCCACUGCAGCAACUGCCGACGCUACAGCCACCAGAGCCUGAGCAGCCACUGCAGCCUCAGCAUCCACUGCAGCCACUGCAGCCCCUGCAGCCUCUGCAGCCGUUCAAGCCGCUGCAGCUGCUGCAGCCGCUGCAGCAACCGCCGACACUGCAGCCGCCAGUGCCUGAGCAGCCACUGCAGCCUCAGCGCCCACUGCAGCCGCAGCAGCCUCUGCAGCCAUUGAAGCCGCUGCAGCUGCUGCAGCCACUGCAGCCACUGCAGCAAACGCCGACACUACAGCCGCCAGAGCCUGAGCAGCCACUGCAGCCGCUGCAGCCACUGGAGCCGUUGAAACCGCUGCAGCCGCUGCAACCAUUGCAGCCGCUGCAGCCGCUAGAGCCUCUGCAGCAGCAACUUGGGCCUCUGGGCUCAGAGCCACUACCGCAGCUGCUACAAAUACCUCAGCAGCAGCUGCCACCAGUGCAGCAGCCUCAGUUGAGCCUGCCUUUGAGGCUCCCAUAA
Messenger RNA from Eimeria tenella, 4443 nucleotides. RefSeq names its product PAN domain-containing protein, putative. Gene Ontology annotation, molecular function: protein binding. The transcript has 5 exons. The coding region runs from base 1 to 4443 and encodes 1480 amino acids. Lineage: Eukaryota; Apicomplexa; Conoidasida; Eucoccidiorida; Eimeriidae. Gene Ontology annotation, biological process: proteolysis. The record is from RefSeq and is a predicted model, not a curated record. Gene Ontology annotation, cellular component: extracellular region.